Molecule: messenger RNA, 1005 nt
Organism: Quercus robur (English oak)
Lineage: Eukaryota; Viridiplantae; Streptophyta; Magnoliopsida; Fagales; Fagaceae
Exons: 3
Coding region: 1-1005 (334 amino acids)
Source: RefSeq, a predicted model, not a curated record
AUGGAGACAAAGUCUAAUGAAGAUUGGAUGGUUACGGUUAGAGAUAAAUGUGGAUUUAAACAUGGAAUUUUUGUUUCUAGUAAUGGUUCUAGUGGUGGUUUGGCUAUGUUGUGGAAAGAAGAGGUGCAGUUGCAUGUUCAAUCUUUUUCAUUAUCACAUAUUGAUGCUUUGGUGGAUGAUGGGAAUGAGGUUAGGAGGCCAAAAUCAUGGGCUAAAUUGAGGCAGUUGAGGCACACUUCAACUUUGUCGUGGUUGGUAAUAGGUGAUUUUAAUGAGAUUAUGGGGAUGUCAGAGAAGGAAGGAGAGAGUACAAGACCAAGGCAGCAAAUGGAAAGCUUUGUUGACACUAUAAAUUGGUGUGGUUUAAGGGAUAUUGGUUUUAUUGGACCUAAGUUUACUUGGUUGUAUGAGAGUAGGGAUGGCCUUCAAAUCCGGGAAAGGUGCAAAUUGCGCCUAGAAGCAUGGAAUAAAGGUGAGUUUGGCCAUGUUGGGAGGAAGAUAGCAGAGUUACAGAAGCACUUAGAAUGGUUGGAGUUACAGCCGGUUUCUCCAAGCAUUAUAGGGGAGAUGAGGAAGACAAGGAUUGAAUUAAAUUGUUGGCAUGAAAAAGAAGAUGCUAUGUGGUACCAACGGUCCAGAAUUAAUUGGUAUCAAUUUGGUGAUAGGAAUACUAGCUAUUUUCAUGCCAAAGCAUCUACAAGGCAAAAGAAGAAUUAUAUGGAGGGCUUAAUGGAUGAUAAUGGGCAGUGGCAUACUGAGGAAGAUAAGAUGGGAGAGUUAGUUAUUAAUUAUUAUACAGAUUUGUUUUCAUCUAGUAACCCAUUGGAAUUUGUUGAAUUAUUACAGGCUGUGCAGCCAAAGGUAACCACAGAGAUGAAUCACAGGUUAACAAUGGAUUUUUCUGGUGAGGAAGUUUGGAUGGCGUUGAAACAGAUGUAUCCUCUCAAGGCUCCAAGUCCUGAUGGGAUGCCUCCUUAUUCUAUCAGCAUUUCUAGCAGAACAUAG